AUGAAAUUAUCAACUUUAUCCUUAUUUUUAUUUUCCUGUAUCGUAUCCUUCGUUGCAGCUGAAACUCAUACUUGGUGGUUUGAAACCGGUUGGGUUAAUGCUAAUCCUGAUGGUUUCCUUGAAAAACCAAUGAUUGGUUGGAAUGGUACUUGGCCAUUACCUAUUUUAAGAGCUAAAAAAGGUGAUACUAUCAAUCUUUAUUUAAUCAAUGGUUUCACUGAUGCUAAUACUACUUUACAUUUCCAUGGUAUGUUCCAAAAUGGUUCAUCUCAAAUGGAUGGUCCUCCAUUCGUUACUCAAUGUCCUAUCCCUCCUGGUGAAACUAUGUUAUAUAAUUUCACUUUAACUCAACAUGGUACUUAUUGGUAUCAUUCCCAUACUUCUGGUCAAUAUGGUGAUGGUAUGAGAGGUAUCUUUUAUAUCGAUGAUACUGAAGAUUAUCCUUAUGAUUAUGAUGAAGAAGUAUUUUUAAGUGUCACUGAUAAUUAUCAUCAUAAUUCAGAUUAUUUAAAUCCAAGAUUCUUAAAUAGAUAUAAUCCAGCUGGAGCUGAACCAAUUCCUGAUAGUUCUUUAUUCAAUGAAACUAGAAAUGUUACUUGGCAUGUUCAACCAGAUACUACUUAUUUAGUUCAUAUUGUUAAUGUCGGUAGAUUUGUUUCUCAAUAUCUUUAUAUGGAAGGUCAUGAAUUCGAAAUUGUUGAAGUUGAUGGUGUUAUGGUUGAAAAGAAUGCAACUGAUUUAAUUUAUAUCGCGGUUGCUCAACGUUAUUCUGUUUUAAUUACUACUAAAUCUGAUACUUCUCAAAAUUAUGCCUUUAUGAAUUCAAUGGAUCAAACUUUAUUAGAUUAUAUCCCUGCUGAUUUAAUUGUUAACUCCACUAAUUGGAUUGUUUAUGAUGAUAGUGCUGAAUUACCAGGUCAAUACUAUAUAGAUGAUUGGGAUGCUGAUUUUGAUGAUUUCUUUUUAAGACCAUUAAGUAAUCAAACUCUUUUCCCUGAUCCUGAUUAUGUCGUUACUAUUGAUGUGGUUAUGGAUAAUUUAGGUAAUGGUAUCAAUUAUGCUUUCUUCAAUAAUAUUACUUAUACUCCUCCAACAGUCCCAACUUUAAUUACUGCUUUAACUUCUGGUGAAUUUGCUACUAAUGAACUUGUUUAUGGUACUAAUACUAAUUCUUUUGUUUUACAAAAGGGUGAUAUUAUUGAUAUUGUUGUUAAUAAUCAAGAUUCAGGUAAACAUCCUUUCCAUUUACAUGGUCAUAUUUUCCAACUUAUCGAAAGACAUCCAGAAUCAUUUACUGAUCUUGUUAGUUUUAAUAAUUCUGAUCAUGCUGAAUGGCCAGAAUAUCCAAUGAUGAGAGAUACUGCUUAUGUUUACCCUCAAUCUUAUAUGGUAUUAAGAUUUGUUGCUGAUAAUCCAGGUGUUUGGUUCUUCCAUUGUCAUAUUGAAUGGCAUUUAGAUCAAGGUUUAGCUGUUCAAUUCGUUGAAGAUCCAAUGGGUAUUCAAGCUGAUCCAAAUCAAGCCUUAACUCCUGAUUACAUUAACAGUUGUCAAAAGAAUAAUAUCUCCAUAUCUGGUAAUGCUGCUGGUAAUUCUGUUAAUUUACUUGAUUUAACUGGUGAACCAGUUCAACAUAAACCAUUACCACCUGGUUUCACUGCUAAAGGUAUUGUUGCUUUAGUCUUCUCUUGUAUCGCUGGUAUUUGUGGUAUUGCUGCUAUUGCCGUUUAUGGUAUGGCUGAAAUCAAAGAUGUCGAACAUAGAGUUGCUAGAGAUUUAGCUCUUGAUAUUGAAGAUGAAGAUGAUGAAGAUGAAAUCACUCAAGCUGAAGAAGGUUCAUCAUCUGGUGGUGAAGUCUCCAAAUAG
Molecule: messenger RNA, 1863 nt
Organism: Scheffersomyces coipomensis
Lineage: Eukaryota; Fungi; Ascomycota; Pichiomycetes; Serinales; Debaryomycetaceae
Product: multicopper oxidase
Exons: 1
Coding region: 1-1863 (620 amino acids)
Biological process (GO): reductive iron assimilation; cellular response to iron ion starvation
Cellular component (GO): high-affinity iron permease complex
Molecular function (GO): copper ion binding; ferroxidase activity
Source: RefSeq, a predicted model, not a curated record